GACGUGUUAGGAAGACGUGCUGUUGAAAGCUAACUAUGAAAACAUUUGUCAUUGGAAUUGGUGGUUGAGAGCUCGUGUGGAGACGGUGCGGAGCGCUUCAUCUGUGGCAGCUCGGAAGCCUGCGUCCGGGGAGACUGCGGUAGAACCUUCUGCAGAAGGGGCCGAGAGCUUGACAGCUUCAACGGAGGGCCAGCAAGCGGCGACAGCAGCCAGCGUCAUGAGCGACAGCGGCGAGCAGAACUACGGCGAGCAGGAAUCCCGCUCUGCUUCCCGAAGCGGAAGCGCUCACAGAUCGGGGAAUUCCGCAAGGCAUAGCCCUGCAAGGUCUCACUCCAAGGAAGAUUCCAGGCGUUCCAGAUCCAAGUCCAGGUCCAGAUCCGAAUCUAGGUCUAGAUCCAGAAGAAGCUCGCGCAAGCGUUACACGAGGUCGCGGUCCCGGUCCCGGUCCCAUAGACGCUCCCGUAGCAGGUCGUACAGUCGCGAUUAUCGCAGACGGCAUAGCCACAGCCAUUCUCCCAUGUCCACUCGUAGGCGCCACGUUGGGAACCAGGCAAACCCUGACCCCAACCGCUGUCUUGGAGUAUUUGGUUUGAGCUUGUACACCACAGAGAGAGAUCUCAGAGAAGUUUUUUCUAAGUACGGGCCCAUUGCCGACGUGGCUGUCGUGUAUGACCAGCAGUCUAGGCGCUCCCGAGGAUUUGCCUUUGUUUAUUUUGAGAGCGUAGAUGAUGCCAAGGAAGCUAAGGAGCGCACCAAUGGGAUGGAGCUGGAUGGGCGCAGGAUCAGAGUUGAUUUCUCUAUAACAAAAAGACCACAUACUCCAACACCAGGAAUUUACAUGGGGAGGCCCACGUAUGGCAGUUCACGCCGUCGGGAUUAUUACGACAGAGGGUAUGACCGAGGCUAUGACGACCGAGACUACUAUAGCAGGCCGUAUAGAGGGGGUGGCUGGAGAGCCGCCCAGGAGAGAGAGGAGAUCUAUAGAAGACGCUCGCCUUCGCCCUACUAUAGUCGCGGCGGAUACAGAUCGCGCUCCAGGUCGCGCUCCUACUCCCCUCGCCGCUACUGACGGGUGCCGGCGAACGUUCUGGAAGCGCCCUGGCGCUGGGCUCUGGUUUGUGGACGAUCCUUUUUCAUUGUCUCCUGUUUGAAAAGUGGACGGUGCCUAGUGGACUUAGGUGACUGUCACGCCUUUUAUGAUUGGUGACCACUUGUGGUGGAGUUGAAAUGCUGUUUUCAUUCUGCAUUUGUGUAGUUCGGUGCUUUGUUCAAAGUUAAGUGUUUCCAGAGAAGUAUGUUUUGCAUGUAUUUUUUUACAGUCUUCAAUUUUGACUGCUGAGAAGUUUCUAUUGUACAAAGCUUCAUUUAAAAGGUUUUUCUACUCAAUCCAGGGUAUUCUGAAGAUCGAAGCCUGUGUGUAAAAUGCUACCAAAUGGCAAAAAAAACAACAAUAAAGUUUGGUUUUUACUUUUCUUUCUCACAUAUCAGUGCUUAGCAGAAAGUUCAGAUUAAGUGGUCAGUAGUAAAUUAAACGAAAAAUUCCCACUUAACCAGUCCAUCAAACAUCCAUACCUGUGAUACUUACAACUAAGUGCUAAAAAUUAUGCUCUGUAACUCUGUACUGUUAGUGUUUGAACUGCACCGCUUCCCGCUGCUCUAGUCGUGGGUGUGCGGCUGUGUGCAGCCUGCAUCACACAGCAGGCAGGAAGAAGAGUUACACGUGCGAGCCUGUAAAAGGCUCCUUAAAGCUCUGACAAGGGGACUCGUGCUAUUUCAACUCGUUCUCAGCAAGUGGCAGUACAUCUCCACCACCAGUGUGCUCUCGUCUUUGCUUGUAGACCAUGUGAAAAACGGGGUGCUUCCAAGUGGGAGAGAAGGGCACACUGCACCUGUGUCAUGUUCAGACCUUGCCUGUUCAUUUGUAAAAUAUUAUUUUCAGAUCCUUUGUUUACCACAGGAGACCCAAUUUCACUCAGAUGUUCUGAGGACUGUGUUUAAAUAAACGCAAUUGAAAAUAGAAAAAAAAAAAUCUUCCCCAAUGCCAUUUCUGUUAGAGACAAAAUCAUUAGCUCUCUCAGACUGCGAUAGUGUAUCCCUGCAGUCACAGGGGCUGCCAAGUCCGCGGGAUUUAGGCAGAACAAGGAGGCAGUUUCCUUGCCAAGUGCACAGAGGUGUGCAUCCUGUCCACAGCUUUGGAGGUACUUAAGCCGUCUCUAAAUAAGAUGAAAUUGAGACUUGUCCCAUGUGUGUGCCCCGUGCUAGAUGCUGGGAUGGUCAGGCGCUUCCUUCUCCUUGUCACUUAUGUGACAGAGUGUGCAGCAAGGAACAAUUCGCUGACCAGUAUGGCUCCGUUCAGGGACGCCCACACCCCACAGAGAACACCGAAUACCGAGUGGACAAGCCUGCAUUACUCUGCACUUCGCUUUGCCCACUGCACUGAAACAAAAUUAGGAGCUAGGCAGCUGUAUUCAUGUAUGCUUCCACGAGAGGGCGCCACUCAUCCUGUCCCGUGUAAACCUGUGCAUGUUCUGCCUUAGAAAACGAAUUGUUUGCUCCAGCAGAGUAGCUGUAGUUCUAAGCUGUAGCAUUCCUUAGUUGACAUUCCCGUAGUCAUUAGUAGCCCUUCCGCACCAGUUAACGUCUCUCCAGGACCCGUGGUUUUGCCAACAGAAAAAGCAACAUCAAUGAAAGAGGUCCAUUCUUCCUAAAUAUAAACAUUACUUUUCAACUCUGUCAUUUCAAGAUGUUGUCUGUGUUCUCAAUGCAUUUUCCUUCUCGGAACUUUGUGUUUUUCCUUUGGUUCAGCGUGACCAAUGGUGGGAAGACAACACUGGCUAAGAAACUGCAGGAACACCUGCCACACUGCAGUGUCAUAUCCCAAGAUGACUUCUUCAAGGUAUCUGUAACACCUCUGGGAUGGUUUAUUUCCCAUAAAAAUGUGCAGUAACAAAGUGAAUUGCAUUAUAUCCAAAACAUUUCUUCGAGUGAUGUACCUUUGUGACGUAGGUAGGCUUGGUGCUAUGGUGCCACUCUGCCACUAGGUGGCACCAUAUAUCAAUGCAGAUCUUUAAGUUUGUCAUCAUCCAAAGCAUUUAUUAAAGGUUUAUUUCCUCUUUA
Messenger RNA from Ochotona curzoniae (black-lipped pika), 3117 nucleotides. RefSeq names its product transformer-2 protein homolog beta-like. Gene Ontology annotation, molecular function: RNA binding. Gene Ontology annotation, biological process: positive regulation of mRNA splicing, via spliceosome. Bases 218 to 1069 code for a protein of 283 amino acids. Lineage: Eukaryota; Metazoa; Chordata; Mammalia; Lagomorpha; Ochotonidae. Gene Ontology annotation, cellular component: spliceosomal complex. The transcript is spliced from 2 exons. The record is from RefSeq and is a predicted model, not a curated record.